Molecule: messenger RNA, 13074 nt
Organism: Lymnaea stagnalis (great pond snail)
Lineage: Eukaryota; Metazoa; Mollusca; Gastropoda; Lymnaeidae
Source: the annotation of a GenBank genome assembly
AUUAUUUAAAAGAUGGCGACUAUCUGAUUGUAUUUUCUUUGUUUACUGCAAUUAAGUUAAUAAUAAUAACUUAACAUCUCAUGUCACCUCAUAUAAUGUGAAUAUAUGAAAAUGGUGGCUUUUAGUUAUUAAGUUGCGCAUGGUUUAUUAUUUAAAUAAAGCAUUAAAAUCAGAAUAAUGCAUGUUGCUAGGUAGCAAACUCUACAUAAUCCUCGACAGUGUCGAUAGUCGAUAGCAGUCUCCUUUGCAAUCCAUUCGCCAUUCACCAUUGUCCAUUGCAUAGCUGAUACUACUGAUAGCUGUAGCUGCAAAAUUCAUAAUCAUAAUAAUAGUACUUUUAGUAGCCUAUGCCUAAGUCCUGUAAGAGUACUUCACUUCACUAGGAGGGACUAAAAGUGAGUGGCUUAUUUCUUCUUCUUAUGUCUUAUGGUCAAUAAUUAAUUAGACUUAGUUUAGUGUCUUUAAGUUUAAGAGUAAGACUGUCACAAAUUUUAAUUACUAGUAAUUAGUCUUAAUACUUUUACUAGACUUAGAUUGAUGUUACUGAUUAGUUACUAGUAGUAGUAAACUAGGUAAUCCUCUGAAUGCUGAUUCUAAAUGUCAUAUAGUAUACUUUUUGUUAGAAAGUGACAGGAAACUUAGCGCCAUACCAUCAAUGAUUGGUGAUGUAAUUGUUAACUUCUUUGAUGAUUCUGAAUAAAUGGAGCUGUCUUGCAGAUUAAUUGCUUGUAGUUUGUAGUAAUAUAAAAUUAACAAAAUACCGGUACCAUGGCCUGCAUACCGUACGCACCAGUUCAUAUAGCAAAUAAUGCUAUAGUUGUUAUGUCAAGAAACAUUCUGCAAACUUAUGACACAAAGCUGAAGUCAGAAGGCACUGUAUGAUAGCAUGCUUUGGUUAGUGUGGCCUGCUGAACACCGACUAAUGCAAAACAGCAAUGACUGUGGUAACUGUCCACAUCCCAUUUCUUUACUUCGACUUGCUGAGUCACCUGAUGGUUACUCAUGGAAAUGCCAACUGUGAAAUAUGAGAUGCAUCGGGUCAUUUUUUUGCACACCAAAAAUCAUGAUGAUGAUAUUCCAUUGGGUUUACAAAGUGAAAUGCAAGUAUAUCAUGCUUUUUGAAAGCAUUGAAAGUUGAGACACCAUUGUCAAACUGCAACAACUUUUUCCGAAUAGAGCGUCCCAAAAGGUGUCAAGUCCAACUAGUUCAUCUUUAAGGCUUCGAUGGAACCUAUUUACAUGAGCUCGACAAAAUAUAUUAUUUUCAUUGGAAAUAUGUUCAUGGUUGUCUCUGACAUGGCUCUUGGGUUGUUGGAAUUUUUUAACAUGUUAAUUGUCAAUGUUAUUUGGAAAUCAUAGCGCAAAGAAUAAUGGAGAUGAUUGAUGACUGUGAACUCUUAGUAAUCAAGUAUGAGUGCAUGGAAUUUUGGAGUGAUAAAGGGAGACAACGAUUUUAGUAAGUACAAAAUAUCACUUUAGUUUAGUUUUUUCUUGCUAUUUUGCAAUUAAUAAAUUGCAAAAUAGCAAGAAAAUCUAAACUAAUGUGAUAUUUUGUACUUUUUUUCUUCUCUCAUCUAAUUUUCUAAUAAGGAAAAGAAGUUUAUUUGUGAUAAAUUUUGCGGAAUGCAAAAUUUAACUUGAUGGACCGUGACUUCCCAUGCCUUAUCUAUAUUAAAGUCUAUGAUAAAAUAAACAAUAGAUCAAUAGGUUUAUGCUGAGGGCCUAGAAAAUUCAGACUAGUUAAAAAAUGUUAAUAUUUUUAAUUUUUAACAAAGUUUUUAUUACAUAGAUUAAAAUUCAAUUUUUUAGUUUUAAUUUCGAGCAAUAAAAGCGUACUAUUUUAUUAUUCUUAAACAAAAUCUGAUUGAAUCGGAUUGAUUUAUUUCUAACUAAUAUAAUGUGAUGAUAGCUGCCAAACUUAGUCAAAUACAGUAUUCAGGAUAAUCCUUUGACUUCAGUAAUGAGAUUACUAUAUCAAAUUGCUACAUCAAAAUUAGAAAAUAUUCAUGUAUUCAGCAUGCAGAUUGGUAUGGUAAUGAAAAUAUUUAUUGUAUAUAUUUCAGAUAUUUAGCUUAACAUCAUUAAGGAAGAAUUCUUAGGUAGCAAAAUGAGGACCAUCUCCAAGUUUCUGUGCAUGGUACUAGUAUCUCUUUUUGAGAUUACAUUAUCAUCUAGUAAGUAUACAAUAACAUCAGCAAGUCAGUUAAUAUUGAAAGGCUGUGAUUUAUAUUAUUUAAAAAGUAGUAUCACCUCAUGUUCCAAUUAAAAUAUUCAACAUCCCGUUUUUAUCACUUCCCACUUAUUAGAAUAUGAUAAGAUUAUCCGUUGGUUACCCUAAAAGUUUCAGGCUUUCAAGAUUUGAAAUUGUAUGACUUUAUAUUAGUACCGGUAUUGACUUGCAAUAAAGCCUACUAUUUUUUUUUUGUUACAGACGACCAGAGGUGCGCAUCAGUGUCUCCAAUAGAAAACGGCAGUUAUGAACAUGAAAUAAUCACCAAUACACUGCACUAUUCAUGUGAUUUAGGCUAUCAGCUAGAAGGUUCUAGUAAAAUGAUAUGCAUAAAUGGCACAUGGUCUCCUGCAGAUCUGCCCACAUGCGUGCAGAUCACCCAUGACUUUCUCUGUGCGAUGGAACCAUACAUUCCCAAUGGAAAAUUAGAGUACAAUCCUGAUGCAUCGCUUAGAAGCAAAAGUUCUUUGGGAACUGUCACUUGUGAUCCCGGUUUUUCCAGUGAUGACACAUUUCAGACCAGUUUUGUCAUUGUGUGUGGCCCGCAUGGAAUUUGGACCAUGCCAGAUGGGAACAUUCGACUCACAUCAUGUACCAGUAAGAAAAUUUCACAGUUUAUCUCGUAGGGUAAUGCUUGUCAAGUCCAAGUCAGAAUAUUUGAAUAAUAAUUUAAAUAUCUGGACUAAGUGAGGUAUAAAUAUUUAAGUGAUUUUGUAAUUGUUUUACCUUUUGGGUUAGUCUUCAGAUUCUGGUUCCAUUUUUAAUGAAGUUUUUAUAAAAGUUGUUAAUAUGCACCUUUAAGAACAGUUUAUCAAGUUUGCUUCAGAAACCAUAACAUGGAUAAGUUAUAAAGCACAUUAUAUUGUUACGCUAUAAAGGUCAUAAUAUGGUUAGUUUAUAAUGCACAUAAUAUAAGCUUGUAAGCUUGACUAAAAGAAAAAAAGGUUAUAGAGCCAGACAAAUGCAGCGUGAUAUUUAGUUUACCACACUAUCGCUUCAACAAGGUCAUAGUUGUCAAGAUUUGUUUCAACAUGGUCAUAUUUGUUAGGAUUUAUUUCAACAUGGUCAUAUUUGUUAGGAUUUGUUUCAACAUGGUCAUAUUUAUUAGGAUUUAUUUCAACAUGGUCCUAUUUGUUAGGAUUUGUUUCAACAUGUUCAUAUUUGUUAGGAUUUGUUUCAACAUGGUCAUAUUUGUUAGGAUUUGUUUCAACAUGGUCAUACUUGUUAGGAUUUGUUUCAAUAAGGUCAUACUUGUUAGGAUUUGUUUCAACAUGGUCAUAUUUGUUAGGAUUUGUUUCAAUAGGGUCAUAAUUGUCAGCAUUUGUUUCAACAUGGUCAUACUUGUUAGGAUUUGUUUCAAUAGGGUCAUAAUUGUCAGCAUUUGUUUCAACUUGGUGAUAUAAUUUGUUUCUUGCCAAUUAUCGUUACUUUACCCCAGAUUCAGCCCAUUGAUUCUAUUACAGGGAAGUAUUGCCCAACACCACCAGAUAUUCCUAAAGCCUUACGCAGAUAUGAGCCUUACAGUACAGUCAUGUCAGAUGGAUUUGUAGCAGAGUACAUAUGCUCCAGUGGCUAUUCUCUUGUUGGCUCUGCAUCUACAGCCCGACUUGUGUGCCGCAAUGGCCAGUGGGAAGGACCUACACCAACUUGUGGUAAAUAACAUAACAAUCUAAAAUAGAAGUAUUGGUUUUAGUAAAUAGCGGUUCAAAAUUAUUUUUUUAUUUAAAGGAUGUUACUCAUGGAAAGAUUGAUGGCUAUUAUUUGUUACAACGUUUUGAAUAUAUCACACAUUUUUUGUGGUUAUAUCACGUCAGUUCCAAGUGCCACAACUAUUUUAUCCCUUUUUAUCUUUUUUUUACCCUCGAAGUUUUAAAGGAAGUGUGUGGCGCACCGUCAUACAUCCAGUACGGCAACUGGAACUUGAUCACCAAGAGUAAGCAAGACAUCUCCCUGGCUUAUGAACAAGGGGAAGUUAGUUACUCCAAGUAUGCAGUGGGGGCUGAGGUAGAGUACACCUGUCAGGCUGGCUACAAGUUGGUAGGCGCAAGAGUCUUACGGUGCCUCUCUAGCCAGGAGUGGUCAAAUGCAGCUCCAUUAUGCAUACCUGUCACAGGUAUGUUUAUGAGCUUAAAGUUGUAUUUUGAAUAUGUAAUUUUUACGCUGCACCUGUCUAUAACAGUGUUUCUUCCUCCCUGACACCCACUGUCUAUCGGGGUGCCCAUCAUCUGAUGGUGUGGGAGGCUCGUUCAGCAGGCCUAGCAAUCUUAACUCCCUUACCUAACAACUACUAAAUUUUACUGCUAUUCUGACAUUCUUUUCUUUUUAAUGGAAUCCAAAUGUUUUUAUCUGUUUUUUUUAAUAAACAAGUUAAAAGAGUUAGAAGUUCAGUGUGGUUUUCGAAGCUCUUGAGAAAUCCCUUGCAAGCUUAGUAGAAUCUAUUUAACAAUUGUAUUUUUAAUCGAUGGUUGUUGCAGCAACUGUUGAUUUGCUUUUACUUAAGAGUUUUUGUUUUAUAUAACAUGCCAUAUUAUUGAUGGGUUGAUUUAAUUUCUGACCCAGAGCAAACCUGGUACUGCCCUGAUGUUGGUCAGAUCAAGAAUGGCUUCUGUAAAUGUAUGGGUGAGGAUACUGCCGACCUCCUGCUGUGCAGACCAUUCCGCCGGGGCAUCAAGAUUGAGUGCACCUGUCUGCAAGGUUACAAGCUCCAAGGUGUGGAUGUCCUUACCUGUACGCACAGCUCCAGCCUUAACAUUGGUGUGUGGGACUGGGACCUACCCAGAUGUUGUAAGUAGUUAAGUAGGCCAUGUCUUAACAUUGGUGUGUGGCACUGGUAUUUACCCAGAUGUUGAAAGUAGUUAAGUAGGCCAUGGCUUAACAUUGGUGUGUGGGACUGGGAUCUACCCAUAUGUAAAUAGGUCAAGGUAUAAUAUUGGUUUGUGGGACUGAGACGUACCCAGAUGUUGUAAAUAGGUCAUGCCUUAACAUUGAUGUGUGGGAUAAGGACCUGUCCAGAUGUAAGUAGGUGAAGGCAUGGACUGGGACCUACCCAGGUGUUGUAAAUAGUUCAUAGCUUAGAAGUCAGAUGUGAAAAAUCUAGGUCCCUGGUAUGUUGAAGAAAAUCAGGAUCUGGUUUAUACGAUGCCUGUGGGAUAAUGACGCCAAUCACAUAUGUGAAUGGCACAGCAAACAUGGACAUUAAAAAGCCCUCAGUAAAUCUAAUUAUACCUAGGAUGGUAUGUUGAUAAAAUUACUGCUGUGAGGUUAAUGUUACAUUCAGAUUUCUCACCCACUUUCAGAUCCUGACAGUGACGUAGACUUGAUACCUGAUGGCCACAAUGAUGGGAAGUCAUACAGUUCUGGAGACAUAAGUGAUGGGAAAAACAAGGUAGGGUGGGGGAGGAGAACAAUGUACGGUGGGGAGAAAGUGCAUCAAUAUUUUCAAAACUCAGCAAUACCAUAAAACAAAUCAUCGUGUGGCACCUCGGGUAGACAGAACAUGUCAACAUCAGGUUUGGCUCAUCUCAUUGAGGAUAUCUUUUGACUACAACCCUCCCCUGUUUUGCUGCUGAAAUCCACAAAGUUCAAUGCUGCGGGAGCAAUCCCUGACACAGAGAUUCAGAGAUUGAGUCACUUAGAGUUUGUGACAUAAGUCUCAAUGAAAUUGAUGCAGCUCAUGCAAGGCCUCUUGUACCAAGCAGUGUCUACCAUUUACUGUGUUCUUGGGGCAACCAGCUGUGGGGAGAGGGGGAAUCUGUUGACUGGGAAACGGCUGAUUCUGCAUAAAAACACUUCUCAGGAAGCGACUGAAGCCAAUAUUGCAAAUUAGCAAGGGAAACUUCUCUCUGAGAGCGACACAGGCCAAUGUUGUAAAUUAGCAAGGGUACAUUUGAGAGUGAUGGAGACCUAUGUUGUAAAUUAGUAUGGGUAAACUUCUCACAGAGAGUGACGGAGACCUAUGUUGUAAAUUAGUAUGGCUAAACUUCUCACAGAGAGUGACAGAGACCUAUGUUGUAAAUUAGUAUGGGUUGUUUGUAAUUCAGCAUUGUAUGUUGAAAUGGAAAGUUGUGUUUACUUGAACAAUGUAUGAAUAUCUUUACUCCAGGAGUCAUCUCUUGUAAUUGUGGUGACUACAGCUUGCAGUGUUCUUGGCGUCCUGCUCCUCAUAAUGGUCAUAGUGGUCAUCAGAAGAAAGAAGCCCAGGGCCCAUCUGUUCCAACAAGGCCCCACCCCUCCUCCAUAUGCAAGAGUACAUAAUAAUUCAUUAGGUAAGUCCCAGUCUGUCCAAUGUCAAAGUAGGUUUAGGUAAGUCGUUGCCUGUCCAUUGUCAAAGAAGGUUUAGGUAAGUCCCUCCCUGUCCAAUGUCACCGUAGGUUUAGGUAAGUCCCUCCCUGUCCAAUGUCAAAGUAGGUAACUUGUGUCCCAGUCUGUGAAGAGAAUAAAUUAGACUUGUCUCAUAGAUAUGUUCUAUUUAUAUUUAUAACUGUCUAAAGUUCCCUACAUAUGUUUGAUGUCCACGUUAUAUUUUUUUUUUCUUUUUGCUAAUUUUUAUGUGAAGCGCAGUGAGCUUAGCCCAAUGGUUGGCAAAUCACAGCCAGCUGAAUGCGGCUCGGCCAAUUAGCCACAAAUCGGUUUUGACUCCCAAAAUCAUGGUUCUUGACAGGUUCUUGAAAAGAAAUUUGGCGCUCAAAUUUGUUAAAAUCAUCCUAAUGCUGAUUUUUGGCUCUUUUGACAAAUGAGUUUUCCAACCACUGGCUUAGCCCUAGGCUGGGGUACCGCACUAUAUAAGACCACUUUAAUUAAUAAUAAGAAUAUGUCUAAUGCCCACUAUAUGUGUCCAAUGUCCACUACGUCUGUUUAAUGUCCACCAUAUCACUACAUUUGUGAAGUGCUGGUAACCCAAUGUUUGCGGUUUGUUUCCAACCAGAUGAACAUGACAGAAUGGCCCUGAUGGCCUACGCCAAUGCCUCUGGUAUCCACCUCCCAUCUUAUGAAGAAGCUGUGAGGCCUGGCGGCGCAAACACACCCUUGGGUGUUGGGGCUCCGGGCCUGGGCCACGCCGCCAGCCCCACCGGCUCCGAGUACCACAGACUCCACCAAGCUGCCACCAGGACGACCAAUCUCCACCAGCAGAACGUCGGUGGCGAUGGCAACAACAACAUAAACAACAACAAUAAUAACAAUAGCAACCGUCACUCAACCGUUACCACCAGCACCAUGAAUCGUGACGGUGUGUCUGAAAUGUUUGGCUCAAUGGAUACUGUCAAUGUCAGUAUGAGUGACGCUUCCACCUCUGUCACAGUGGAGACGUUUGACUCGGGCACAUCCACAAGAUCUAUGGCAUCCCAGAGGGCAACUGCAGGCAGUUUGAACUCAUCAGAUGACCAGCUGGCAAACGUAAAUGAUGGUAAAAAACUUUAUUUUUUUGGUCAAAAGAGACUAUUGUAGGCAUGUUUGACAGUGAAGUUAUUAUAGAGACUAUUGUAGGCAUGUUUGACAGUGAAGUUAUUAUAGAGACUAUUGCAGACAUGUUUGACAGUGAAGUUAUUAUAGAGACUAUUGUAGACAUGUUUGACAGUGAAGUUAUUAUAGAGACUAUUGCAGACAUGUUUGACAGUGAAGUUAUUAUAGAGACUAUUGUAGACAUGUUUGACAGUGAAGUUAUUAUAGAGACUAUUGUAGACAUGUUUGACAGUGAAGUUAUUAAAGAGACUAUUGCAGGCAUGUUUGACAGUGAAGUUAUUAUAGAGACUAUUGUAGACAUGUUUGACAGUGAAGUUAUUAAAGAGACUAUUGCAGGCAUGUUUGACAGUGAAGUUAUUAUAGAGACUAUUGCAGACAUGUUUGACAGUGAAGUUAUUAUAGAGACUAUUGUAGACAUGUUUGACAGUGAAGUUAUUAAAGAGACUAUUGCAGACAUGUUUGACAGUGAAGUUAUUAUAGAGACUAUUGUGAAGUGGCAGUGAAGUGAUGAAAAUUCUGUUUAUAUUUGACACUUUCCUUUUUUUCUGUGCACAGAUGCCCCUCUAUUAGACUCCAGUUCUCAAAGAGAGAUGGAUGUGGUCAGUAUGAGUUCCAAUCCUAGUCGGUCAAGCAAAGAAGAUCCAUGAGGUCAUAUGACCUUAAUGAACUUUAUUUCUAGUGGCCAUCAGACACUUGAUGGACAUUUAGUAGGUACACAGUGUUUGAGCGGAAAUUCAAUAAGGACACAGUGUUAGUGUGGAAAUUAAAUAGGGACAAAGUUGAGGGGAAAUUAAACAGGGAUACAGUGUUAGAGUGGAAAUUCAAUAGGGACACAAUGUUAGAGAAUUUUUGUACAGUUGAUGAUUGCAGCCAGUACAAGUUAUUUCAGAAGCCAGAUUUAUUGCUGUGCCCACUUGCAUCCAUGGACGGUUGUGCCCACUUGCAUCCAUGGAUGGAUUUAAUUUUUAGCACGCAUUGCCAAAUUAUUUAUCCCAAACAGUUUUAAUUUUAAUGCAGUGGCCUCAUAUUUUAAGAUGGGCAUUGCGUGUGAACAUGUAAGAAAGGAAGGAAGCUCAAAAUUCCUGCAGCUUUUACAAAGUUGACGGCUGUGUCCCAUUUAAGAAUGUUCCACACCUCUAGAGCUUACAAAACGUAACUAUCUUAGAUGUGUAUGCAAUGUGUUUCUAAUGUUUUGAACGAACAGCUGAUCAGCGUUUGAAACAUGUCAGUGUUGCACUGUAGUCAACACUACAACAGACUAUUAGUUUUGGCUGUGGUCACCAGUACAACAAACUAGGCCGUGAUAUCUAUAUCAUUUGCUGAACUCUUUUUUUUUAUCCUGGCUGUGAAAAUUAAUUAACCACCUGAGUUGACUACUUACAGAUUGUGAACAAUAAUUAACUACCUGGGUUGACAACCUACAGAAUCUGAACAUAUAAUGUACAUGUUAUCAUGAUAUGUUUAUGUAAUACACACUUAUAAUAAGAUUAAUUCAUCUAGAAACAAAGCUGUCAGGCUAGCCACAGAAGUAACUCUGGCAAAGUUUGUAAAGAACAAAAAAUGGUCAGACCGUUGAGUCAUGAUUUUAAAUUGUGGUACUCAUUGAAACAGAGAUGUAUCUCAUGGGUCCAAACGCCCUCCACAUACCUGUGUUGUUUCAUUCCACAAAUAAUGCUAGGUAAACAAAUAGUGGCGUAACAUGUGAUUUUUUUUUUUUACUGCAGCCUGUGUGAGAAAUGAUAGAUUUUCUAUUUGGUUAAGUGUUAGAGAAAUUUGAGUUGAUUAUGUUUGGACAGCCUUAGCGUAGUGGUAAAACUGGAGUUGAUCCUGUCUGGACAGGUGUAGGGUAGUGGUAAAACUGGAGUUGAUCAUGUCUGGACAGGUGUAGGGUAGUGGUAAAACUGGAGUUGGUCAUAUCUGGACAGGUGUAGGGUAGUGGUAAAAUUGAAGCUGAUUAUGUUUGGAGAGCCAUAGAGUAGUGGUAAAACUUGACCUGAUUAUGUUUGGACAGCCAUAGAGUAGUGGUAAAACUGGAGCUGAUUAUGUUUGAACAGCCGUAGAGUAGUGGUAAAACUGGAGCUGAUUUUGUUUGGACAGCCGUAGGGUAGUGGUAAAACUGGAGCUGAUUAUGUCUGGACAGCCGUAGGGUAGUGGUAAAACUGGAGCUGAUUUUGUUUGGACAGCCGUAGAGUAGUGGUAAAACUGGAGUUGAUUAUGUCUGGACAGCCGUAGGGUAGUGGUAAAACUGGAGCUGAUUUUGUUUGGACAGCCGUAGAGUAGUGGUAAAACUGGAGCUGAUUAUGUCUGGACAGCCGUAGAGUAGUGGUAAAAUGGAGCUGAUUUUGUUUGGACAGCCGUAGAGUAGUGGUAAAACUGGAGCUGAUUAUGUCUAGACAGCCGUAGGGUAGUGGUAAAACUGGAGUUGAUCAUGUCUGGACAGGUGUAGAGUAGUGGUAAAACUGGAGUUGAUUAUGUCUUGGACAGCCUUAGGGUUGUGGUAAAACUGGAGUUGAUCAUGUCUGGACAGGUGUAGAGUAGUGAUAAAACUGGAGUUGGUCAUAUCUGGACAGGUGUAGGGUUGUGGUAAAACUGGAAUUGAUCAUGUCUGGACAGGUGUAGAGUAGUGAUAAAACUGGAGUUGGUCAUAUCUGGACAGGUGUAGGGUUGUGGUAAAACUGGAGUUGAUCAUGUCUGGACAGGUUAAUUAACUUGUGGUAGUGGUAAAUAAGUAGCACAUGGAAAAGCAAAAGGUCAUGCACCAAUAAACACAAGUGAACAAAACAAUAACUGAUCUGAUGCUGUGGAUGGUGCAAGAAAAAUGUUUCAAAUGUUUCAUGUGCAAGUUGCCAGAAAUAGUGUUACGCCUGUUGGUGACUUAGAGAUGCUACAAGAAUUACAAAGCAGACACUGAGAGCCAUUGACACAAGUCCUCAAGUAGAAAAUACUGAACUGUUUGUUUCUUUUCCUUCCCAGGUUGUAUUUUUGUCCGGUUUUUUUAUUGUGGAAAUCAAUCGCAUCAGUUGAGUCUUUCCAGUGUGAGCAUCUGGUACAUCUUGUCUUGAGACCUGGGCAUCCGGUAAUCUUGUCUUGAAACCUGGGCAUCCGGUACAUCUUUCCUUUAGACCUAGGCAUCCAGUACAUCUUUCCUUUAGACCUGGGUAUCCGGUACAUCUUUCCUUUAGACCUAGGCAUCACAUGUUUGAAAAAAUAACAGCAACAACUUCUUUGGUUAAAUGUCUGAAAUGAUUUUCUCCUUAUUUAUAGCUGCAUUGCAGAUCUGAGGUUUACCUUUAUCGGGGAAUGAAAUGUGGGACCAUGCUAUUCUGAGAAACAAACAUUUAUUAGUAAUGCAGACCUGUUUACCCUCAAACUCUUAAAAUCGUACAAUAUCAUCACAAAAUCAAUCAAUACAUUAUCUUAAUAGUAAACUAAACAUCAGUAUAUAUAAUGUAUACACCUCAAAUCGUACAUUGUACGCCAAAAUCGUACGAGUAAACAGGUCUGGUAAUGAAUCACUUCAUUUCUCAGCCAACAGUAAUAGAGGUGUAAAAUUUAGCCAUAAUAAUGCUGGUGGAAAAUUUAACCAUAAUAAUGUUGGUAUAAAAUUUAACCAUAAUGAUGUUGAUUUGAUUUCAGAGCCAUAACAUCAGUGCUGGUGUAAAAUUUAACCAUAAUAAUGUUGGUGCAAAAUUUAGCCAUAACGAUGUUGAUUUUAUUUCAGAACCAUAUUUUUGUUUAGUGUGGCACAAGCAAAUGAAUUGAUUUACUGUGGUUCCUACCAAAGUGAUGUACAAGAUUAAUCUCUAAUAUUUGUUGUGACUAUUUAUCUUACAACAUUGGAACGGAUGAUUUUUUUGUUUGAAGUAGUGUGGUGAGAUAAAUGACCAUUGAACAAUUCAGCUUCUGAUUGUUGUAUUUCUGUCUCUACUUGUCUGGGGUUGUGUCCGAGGGCUGUAUCAGAGGGUUGUCAGAGGUUGUGCCCGAGGGCUGCGUCGUAUGGUUGUGUCCGAGGGCUGCAUCAGAGGGUUGUCAGUGGUUGUGUCCAAGGGCUGCGCAGAGGGUUGUCAGGGGUUGUGUCCAAGGGCUGCGUCAGAGAGUUGUCAGGGGUUGUGUCCGAGGGUUGUGUCCAAGAAUGCGUCAGAGGUUGUGUCCGAGGGCUGCGUCAGAGGGUUGUCAGGCCUUUCUAUAACAAUUGUUUGUAGUGAGGAUUUUAUUCUUAAUGUUUAAAUCAAUUUUGUAUUGCAAGCAUCAUAGAGAUGAGAUUGCAGGCAUGGAAUAGUGGCCAUGAGAUAGAUAGUAUCUGUUACUUACACAUGAAAUCAACAGGUCUGUUUGCUUGCCACACAACAAGCCAAAGCCACACAACACUUGCUCUGAGAAAGCCAUAGAUUUCUGUCAUGUACUACCACUCAUUUUUUUUCCCCCGUCUAUUUUUAGCUUUCAAAGAUGUUUGGCUGACAACUCUAACCCCAUUUCUUGUUCCUUCACCUCUGAUAUUAUUGGUGUACAUAUUGGAAAGAUUUAUGACCUGAAUUUUUGUGAGGUUUCGUUAUUUGUUAAUAACUGUUAGCAUCACUCAAAUCAAUCUUGAUUCUGGUAUGCAGUGAAAUCUUUAUGUGUGUCCAUGCUCUAUGAGGGUGUGUCCAUGCUGUAUACGAGUGUGUCCAUGCUGUAUACGAGUGUGUCCAUGUGUGUGACUGGCCAUGAUGUAUGAGUGUGUAAAUGCUGCAUGAGGGUGUGUCCAUGCUGUAUGUGAGUGUUUCCAUGCUGCAUGAGGGUGUGUCCAUGCUGUAUGUCAGUGGGUCCAUGCUGUAUGAGAGUGUGUUCAUGUGUGUGACUGUGUCCAUGCUGUAUGAGUGUGUCCAUGCUGUAUGAGUGUGUACAUGCCGUAUAUGACUGUGUCCAUGUUGUAUGAGGGUGUGUCCAUGUUGUAUGUGGGUGUGGCCAUGCUGUAUUUGGGAGUGGCCAUGUUGUAUGUCAGUGUGUCCAUGUUGCAUGUCAGUGUGUCCAUACUGUAUGUCCAUGUGCCCAUGCUGUGGGCAAAAAUCAAAAGGACAAAAAUUCAUAUUCCUUUCAUUCGGUUGAACAACUUAUGCACAUCAAACAUGUCAAAUAUACACUACCUUUUGACAUUCAUUCAAUUUUUGUUUGUAUAUGUAUGAUUAAGUAUGUGAAUGGUUUUAGUAUUAGUAACAUAAUUUAUAGAAUUAUUAGAAUGUGAAUGAUUUUUGUAUCAUUUUCUAUUGAAUGCAUGAGAAUGUCAACAGUUUAAGUAGCAACUGAGAAUAUGAAUGAGUUUUUUUUAAAGAAUUAUGUGUUUAAUGUAUGAGACAAGACCAGCAAAUCUAUAGGGCUAAUGUGACACAUUCUUGUCCUAUAAAAGC